Mercenaria mercenaria is the source of this 390-nucleotide messenger RNA. RefSeq names its product carbonyl reductase [NADPH] 2-like. The record is from RefSeq and is a predicted model, not a curated record. Gene Ontology annotation, molecular function: L-xylulose reductase (NADPH) activity; carbonyl reductase (NADPH) activity. Bases 1 to 390 code for a protein of 129 amino acids. The transcript has a single exon. NCBI's taxonomy places the organism in Eukaryota, Metazoa, Mollusca, Bivalvia, Venerida, Veneridae. Gene Ontology annotation, biological process: glucose metabolic process; xylulose metabolic process.
AUGGUAGAUGCUAAAAGAUCGGGCUCAAUUGUGAAUGUUUCCAGUGUGGUAUCGAUACAAAGUUUUCCGCAAAACAUAGGAUAUACCACAAACAAGGCAGCACUCGAUAUGAUAACUAAACAAUUCGCGCUGGAGUUAGGACCACAUCAAAUUAGAGUGAACAGCAUCAACCCCACACUAGUUAAUACAGAACCAGUACAGAAUUUAAUAAAAGAUGUGUUACCGGUAGAUAAACUCUUUAUCGAAAAGACACCAAUGGCACGCAUACCGGAAGUGAAUGAAAUUGUGAACCCAAUCUUAUAUCGUCUUAGCGAUUUCUCAUCAAUGGUUUCGGGGACUACACAUAUUGUUGACGGUGGAAUGAUGUCGGCAUUCGCUACUAAAUUGUAA